This is a messenger RNA of Trametes versicolor FP-101664 SS1, 1761 nucleotides long. RefSeq lists its product as uncharacterized. Bases 1 to 1761 code for a protein of 586 amino acids. Lineage: Eukaryota; Fungi; Basidiomycota; Agaricomycetes; Polyporales; Polyporaceae. The record is from RefSeq and is a predicted model, not a curated record. The transcript is spliced from 3 exons.
AUGCCAGGUGAUAACGAGCUCAGCGAAGUGCCUCCGACACUUGCCGCCGCGCUUCUGAACGGCCGCACGCAACUUCAGGCGGGAAUGCCAUUUCUCAGCGCGGACGCUAUCGCACAGAUUGACAGUUACAUGAGGAACCUCCAAGACAUCACUCGGACCGAGCUCAACCAGCGUCGAGCGAUAUCGCGCGACCUCCCUCCCGAACUCUUAUGCAUGAUAUUCGAACACGCGUUAUCCGUGGAUCGGCUAGUAAUCGCCCCUGACGAGAUGAUUUGGCGAGGUUUCAUUCCUUUAAGUAAAGCCUUACCCACUCUGCUGCAAGUCUGCAAACUUUGGCGUCACCUCCUCCAAAACUUCGCGUUUCCGUGGACUUUCGUCAGCGACUUCGAACCCGAAUUUGCUAUACAACACUCGAAGCAACUUCCCGUAUCGGUUCUCAUCACUGAACAAGACUCGCAGAUCGCCCCCCAUCUCCCUGAUCUCGGACCUCGCCUGCGCGAACUCUUCUGGGGUCCACAGUACACCAAAGCACGCAAGGCGGAUGUUCUUGCCUUCCCAGCGCCGCAGCUAGAAGUGCUCUAUCUGCGCAACUUCGACGCGCAUACGGGAGCGAUCGACCAGCCGUCGCUUAUGCUCUUCUUAGGAGAAGCACCGAAACUGUGCAGACUCCACCUCGACGGCUACGCUUAUCUGCCCGGAAACCAAUUCACGGUGCUAACGCACCUUUGUCUGGAAGAUAUCGACCUUCAGCUGAAGUUCCCCGCAAUAAUUCGCCUAUUGCGGCAGUGUCCUCAACUGAAGCACCUCGCAUUCAUUGGUCAAAUGCCGCUGCACCCCGACGACCCUCACCCGCAUCCCCAACACCCCUCGGGUGGCGCCGAGAUACUCCCGCGUCUCCAACGACUGUCCUUUGAGCGUGUAUCCUCUCGCUUCAUCAACAACAUCACCCACGCCCUUCGUCCACGCCGACCAGACUUCUACUUCCAAGCGUUUCAGGUCCCCACCAUCCCCGGCUCCACCAUCCUUUGCAUGUGCGCUUUCCCCUUCCUAGCCACGAACCUGCUCACCCACCUCGGGUACUUCCGCAAGAGCUGGCAUUCAACCGUGGGCCUCGUCGCCGUUAGCAGGCGCACCUCGAUACGUAUAUUCACCGAGCGCACGGACCUGGACGAUGACGAUUGGGACGCGGACCGCGACACGUCCUGGGUGCUCACGCAGCUCAGCUACCUCCCGCUCAUCGCUGUCGAGGAGUUUCACUUCCACUUCCUGCGCAUCCGGCAUAACCAACCACCCGUCGGCGCGCGUGAGGUGUUCGCGCGCGUCCGCCUCCUGCCGCGCCUGCGCGGGCUCAGCGUCGACACGAACAACCUCGCCGCGUUCCUCAGCAUGCUGUACGGCAACCGCCUCGUCCCACUGGGUUUCGGCGCGAUGCGGUGGCAUCUCCACACCCUGCGCAUCGCCGUGACGGGCUACGACUCCGAGCAGGAGCCGGUGGUGCGAGACACGUUCGACGAGAUGGACCCGCACAUCAAGGAGGCGCUUGCGAUAGACAGGGUGCUUAUCCAAAGCGACAUCGACCGCUCUCUGUUUUCGAAAACGCUGGACACGCUGAGCGCACUAAGUCCGUCUGUGGCAUUUGGGCCCACAGCGAUCUCGGAUGCGAUGGCCACGGUGCACGCCCCCGAGGCCCACCGGGACUGCGUUGAUCCUGUAGCUCAUCCGGCCUGGGAAGGUGCUCAUUAUGAGGGAGCCUUUUUAUAG